Messenger RNA from Zonotrichia leucophrys gambelii, 1088 nucleotides. It is a transcript of the gene CPLANE2, whose product is annotated as ciliogenesis and planar polarity effector complex subunit 2. Lineage: Eukaryota; Metazoa; Chordata; Aves; Passeriformes; Passerellidae. The record is from RefSeq and is a predicted model, not a curated record. The coding region runs from base 49 to 1005 and encodes 318 amino acids. The transcript has 5 exons. Gene Ontology annotation, molecular function: GTP binding; GTPase activity.
AGGGACCCCAGAGUGGGGUCAGGGACCCCAUGGGAGGGCACAGACCCCAUGGAAGGGGCGCAGGCACCUCACAGAGGAGUGUCAGGGACCCCAUGGGUAGUUUUGGGGAGGAUGCUGGGACACGGGGGGUUUUUUAGGGACCCGAUGGAGGAUUUAGGGGCCCUGGGAAGGGUGCCUGGACCUUGGGGUGGGGUCAGAAGGAGCCCCCAAAGCUGCACAUGCAGUGACCCCAUGGGGGAAGGGGGGCUCUUCGCCGUCCCCCAGGUUUGGGGGCCCAUGGCAGAGCAGGACUGGGCGCUGGAGCCGGGCUGGCUCCUGUCCCCCGCCGGCCGCCCCUACCUGGACUCCAUCGUGCACAAGAACCAGCGGAGAGUGUUCGGUCUGCUGGAGCGCCCGGCGCUGCCGCCCGCGCUGGCGGUGCCCACGGUCACCUACAAACUCUUCCUGGCGGGCAGGAGCGGCGUCGGCAAGACAGCGCUGGUGGCCUGGCUGGGAGGGACCCCCGCGCCCCCCGCCCACCACGAGACCCUGGGCAUCGAGGCCACCACGCUGUUCUGGCCGGCCAAGCCCCGCGGCAGCGGCCGCCCCGUCCUGUUCCAGCUGCACCUCUGGGACUGCGGGGACGGAGCGCUCAAGAAGUUCGAGCACCUGCUGCCCGCCUGUAAGGAGGAGGCGGACGCCGCCCUGUUCCUGUUCUCCUUCACGGACCGCGCGUCCUUCGAGGAGCUGCCGGCGCUCAUGGGCCGCGUGCUGGGCCCCGGGGACCGCCACCUCGUCAGGGUGGUCGUGGGCACCAAAUUUGACCUGGUCCCGCACACGGCCGUGACCGAGGGGGACGUUCAGGCCUUCGAGGGCUCGCAGGGACUGCGGGUGCUGCGGGCCGGGGGCGCCGCGGGGCUGGCCCGGGUCGGCCCCGUCCUGGACGCCCUGGUGGAGGAGCUCUGGCGGCGCGACCAAGUGACCGCCGGGGUCAGCCCCGGGGACACGGGGGACACCCCCACCUGAACCCCCUCUUGGGGUGGGAGGGGUAAAAAGGUGGGGUUUUUUGUUAAAAUCAAUGAUUUUCUAAGAAAAAUAUCAUAAGUGGC